Molecule: messenger RNA, 1155 nt
Organism: Hydatigera taeniaeformis
Lineage: Eukaryota; Metazoa; Platyhelminthes; Cestoda; Cyclophyllidea; Taeniidae
Source: the annotation of a GenBank genome assembly
AUGUUCCCUUACAUUUUCAGUGGAAAGGUAAUGACGGCGAACGAACGAAUGGAGGAGCUGAAUCGUCAAAUCUCUGUUGACUACGCCGAUAGCGUCAGUCUGAAAGCCUACUUUCAGUUCUGUCGCUCCAUGCUUAACAUGGCAAAUGAAUUUGAAGGUGACGGUUGUAAAAUAAAGGCCUAUUGCCUACGAAAGCGGUUUGUCAUUCUCUUUAUUGAUCAUCUCAGCCGACGCAAGGACUUUAUGGACAGUGAACCUAGGGUUCGCGCUCUCUGGCGUCACGAAUGCGAGCGUGUGCUAAGAAAUGUUGAGAAAGCGCACAAAGAGAUCUUGGAAGAAUUCAGAGCAGAAGAGCUUUCGCGCCAAAAGUUCUCUUCUGCCCCUCUCGGCGCUAUCGCUGCUGCCGCUGAUACCACUGAGGCGUUACGCGGUGUAGGGUUAGAGCGUCGGAGUCCCUUACUUCCAGAAUCGCCAUCAGUCACUACCUCUUCUUAUCCUUCCACUGCCCUCCCUGUCACCGUUGACUCUCGUACACCUCAACUCCCUUCUCAAAAACCGUCCACUGUCACGCCGCCCAAAAUUGAUCGGACCCUUAAGCCCUCUAGUGUGGAAUCUGGGCCUGGGAACGGCCUUAAUCCCAUCCUCGUGCCACGAACCCUCGCUGCAACAUUCAUCGAAACAGUAAAGUCUAACACCCGUGCUAAUCGGGAGACCUGUGGGACGCUUUGCGGACAUCUUAGUCCUGAAGGAGACAAAUUUGUCGUAUCGCAUAUUAUCAUUUGUAAGCAGACUGGCACUGCGGACUCCUGUAUCACGACGAACGAGGAGGAGCUACUUUGCUGCUUAGAAUCGGACGGGCUAAUUGUAGUGGGAUGGAUUCACACUCAUCCUUCGCAGAAAGCUUUCAUGUCCUCAAUGGACUUGCACUGCCACCUCUCAUAUCAGUUAAUGCUUCCCGAAGCGAUUGCCAUUGUGUGUGCACCAAAGCACGACGAAGUGGGGUACUUCUCGCUCACGCCCGACUACGGUCUUAAAUUCGUGCUGGACUGCAAAGAAACUGGCUUUCACAAUCACACUUCCCUUCAAGAACUCUACGCUCCCUCUACGCAUGUGGUCUUUACGGAGGGGGAGGUUGAGGUCGUGGAUUUGCGGUGA